Molecule: messenger RNA, 2029 nt
Organism: Anguilla anguilla (European eel)
Lineage: Eukaryota; Metazoa; Chordata; Actinopteri; Anguilliformes; Anguillidae
Gene: ccr9a
Product: chemokine (C-C motif) receptor 9a
Exons: 3
Coding region: 132-1220 (362 amino acids)
Biological process (GO): chemotaxis; immune response; G protein-coupled receptor signaling pathway
Cellular component (GO): membrane
Molecular function (GO): chemokine receptor activity
Source: RefSeq, a predicted model, not a curated record
CCCGGGAGGUGCCAGAUUGCGCUUCUCACAGUUAAGCGACACAGAGGCGCAGCGAGAUACGCCUACCUGACAGGACUCCCGUCAUUCAAGGACCCGAUUUAGGCUCUCAGCCCAACACGCGAUCUGUCAAGAUGACCGGUGUAUACGAUUACAUGGCUGUGACAACAGACUACGAUAAUGAUGAUGGCAGCACCAGCCUGACCACUGAGGAUUUGGAUACUUUUUGCGACAAGGGCGUCGUCCGCUCAUUUAGGGGGUACUACGAGCCCCCACUUUACUGGGGGAUAGUCAUCCUGGGCGGCGUCGGCAACCUGCUGGUGGUGUGGAUCUACCUCCACUUCCGAAACCGCCUGAAGACCAUGACCGACGUGUACCUGCUCAACUUGGCCGUGGCCGACCUGCUCUUCCUGGGCACCCUUCCCUUCUAUGCCUCCGACGCCGUCCAGGGCUGGACCUUCGGGUCCGGGUUGUGCAAGACGGUGUCGGCCGUCUACAAGAUCAACUUCUUCAGCAGCAUGCUGCUGCUCACCUGCAUCAGCGUGGACCGCUACAUCGCCAUCGUGCAGGCCACCAAGGCCCAGAACUCCAAGAAGAAGAGGCUCUUCUACAGCAAGGUGGUGUGCCUGGGCGUCUGGGUGCUGGCCUUCCUGCUGGCCAUGCCGGAAUUCCUCUUUGCCAGCGUCAAGGAGGACUACGAGGGCAACUCCUACUGCACCAUGGUCUACCUGAACAACCAGAAUAACCGCACCAAGAUCCUGGUCCUCGCCCUCCAGAUCUGCAUGGGCUUCUGCCUGCCGUUCCUGGUCAUGUUCUUCUGCUACUUCGUCAUCGUCCGCACCCUGCUGCAGGCCAGGAGCUUCGAGAAGCACAAGGCGCUGCGCGUGAUCCUGGCGGUGGUGGCGGUGUUCGUCCUCUCCCAGCUGCCGUACAACAGCGUCCUGGUGGUGGAGGCCGUGCAGGCGGCCAACACCACCAUCACCGACUGCGAGGAGGCCCGGCGCUUCGACAUUGCCAGCCAGGUCAUGAAGAGCCUGGCCUACACCCACAGCUGCAUCAACCCCUUCCUCUACGCGUUCAUCGGGGUACGGUUCCGCAAGGACCUGGUCAAGGUGUUCCAGGCCUGCCUGUGCAUGCCGGGCAAGUUCACCAAGGUGCCGGGAGGCUCCAAGAGGUCCUCCAUGAUGUCGGACACCGAGACCACCCGGGCCCUGUCGUUGUAGCCCGGAGCGACGCUCGAUGUCCACGUUACCGUCGUGGGCCAGUUUUUUGCUCCGCAGGGUUACGUCAACAUGUGUGUGCAGGGAUGGCCCAGGAUGGGACUGAAAUCCUUUGGUCAGCAGUGCUGACUUGAGUAGUUUUUUGGGGGGUGGGGGCUGUAAAGGGUCAGUUUAGGAAAAAAUGUACAGCUUGGGACGAGACCUUUCCCCUGGGACAGCUCAAAAAAGGCUGACAUCCAGAAAGUAUGACUGUUAAAGGCCCACCUGAAGAUGGCCACUUCAUAAGUAUAGGAUAAUGGACUUUGCAUCUUAUGGACAAAAUUGUGGAACUUCUUCAUGGUGUACUGUAGGCCUUGCUGGCUGAGGUCUGAGGGGUGGUGGGGGGAUGGAGAGCCAAAUGGUGUUCCCCUAACUUUCCUCUCUACAGCAUUAGCGCAUCUUCAUCACAAAUCUCUACUUUUGGUUUUGUUGCAGGUGAAGCAGGCCCUUCCUGAAAGCCUCUCUGUCUUCAUAUUUCUGUGCAUUGCUGCUUACCUUCAUUCAUGCCUAAGAUGAGGGCAGUUGUGAACUGUUCAGAACUUUCCUGAACAUCAACCUGAAAAAUGUUUCAAAUGAUUCUCUCAUGCAGAACUUAUUUAAAAAGCCGUUUGUUUUUGUUUUUCUGACAUAAGACUGUAGAUAGAGACGGUUUUGUUUGUUUUCUGUUUGUUCAGUGAAAUGCUGCUCUUGUCUGAGGACACGUUGCUCUUUUAUGUUGUUUUGUCUGUUUUUUUAUACUUGUAAAUAACAGCAAAUAAAAAAAAAUCAAGACA